This is a messenger RNA of Rubroshorea leprosula, 1789 nucleotides long. NCBI's taxonomy places the organism in Eukaryota, Viridiplantae, Streptophyta, Magnoliopsida, Malvales, Dipterocarpaceae. The record is from the annotation of a GenBank genome assembly.
CGACUCUAGGUUCACAGCCGGUUCAACCCAGAAAACCCGAGAGUCUUCUCUCUCUAAACCACAGCCGACUCUAGGUUCUGCAGCCGGCUCAACCUGCAGGCGACCCAAACCCGGAUCCGCUUUACAGCCGACUCUACAAUUAUAGCCGGCUUUCCUGCAGAUUUUUAAGGCUCGAGUUUCUCUCUCUCCUCGCACAAACAAGUCAGAUCUGUUUCAUUUCCUCCCCAAACCCGCGACCUCUCCUCUCCCAAAUCUCGCCAUUCACUCUCCCAAACACCUAAAUCCCUCCAAAUCUCCAAAACCCAUCCCUUAAACACUCAAAAACCAUCAAAUCCUUGCCUACCCAACUCAAAUCCACAAGCUUCCAAUUUUCGUUGGGUUUUGCUGAGUUCUAUCUCUCAUGGCUUCAAGAAGGGGCGGAAGCAAAAGGAAACAGAUUGGAAGUUCUAGUGCCGAUGGUCAAGCACAAGAGGAAGGUAACAUCCCACAAUCAAAUCUUUUUUUGGAUACCCAAGCCUCUGCACAGUAUGAUAUUAUCAAGAAUAUGGCUGUUUUAUCUUGCAAUUGUGUGAAAUUUAGUCAAUUUCCUCAAGGAGAUAUGCGUGUUGAGCAAAUCUUUAGGGAACUUGGAUGGAAGAAUUAUAUAGAAAUUAAAGAGCCUGUGUAUUAUGAAGUUGUCCAUCAAUUUUAUGCUAAUCUGAAACCAAGAGGAAAUAAAUGCAAAACUAUGGUUACUGGGGUGUCAUUUCAAUUUUCACCAAGGGAUAUUUGUGCUGCAUUAGAUAUACCCGAAGGAGGAGAUGAUGAGUUUGUAGAUGUGAAUCAUGCUUUAGUUAGAGCCACAAUUGCCCCCAAUUGCACUGAAAAUCAAGUUAAAGUGGGGUCUCUUACACCAGAGAAUAGAGCAUUGCAGUGGAUUAUAUCUCGCAUUAUUGCUCAGAGGAAGGGUUCUAAAUCUUAUGUUCUUGCUAGUGAUCUUCCCUGGUUCGAUUAUCUUCUUAACGGAAAAAGGGUGAAUCUAGGAAGAUACAUUUUCCGAAGCAUAAUCAAGUCUUACUCACCCACUACGGGACUUCCUCAUGGUGCUCUAAUUACUAGAUUGGUGAAGAGGAACAAUAUUAAUCUUACCUCCUUUCGGUUCGGAACGGUUCCUGGUGGGACUACACUUACCAAAGCCUCUUUUGAGAAAAUGGACUGUUUAUUUAGAAAUGGCAUGUGGAUAAAGAAAGGGGAACAAGAAAAGGAUGAAGAAGAAGCUGAUACAGAUCAAGAAAUGGCAGAACAAGGGGCAAAAGAACAUGAAGAUGACAGCCCAAGACCAUUUCGAGCUUCCAUGCAAAGAACUAACCGUCAAACUAUGGAGUCAAUGAUAUCUGAGAUGCAGCAGCUGCACACCGACUUUUAUGGUUCCCGGACAGAAAUGAGAGAGAGAAUGACUAACGUGGAAGGACAUCUUGGUCGGCUUGUUAACCAUUUUUUUCCUCCACCCCCACCUGAUGCCAACUGACUUGAUAUUUCUUUAGUUUGGCUAACCUUUAGGAUGGACAUCCUAGGGUUAUGCAUAUUAUGCUUUUAUUUGACUAUGGAUAUGUCUUGAACCUUUUUAUGGAUUUUAUGUUUUAUGAAUGGAAAUGGCAUUACUUGUGUUAUCAUGCUUUGUGUUUAUGAUUUUGAUGAUAAUAUGCUCUUAUUGAGGGGGAGCAUUUUGUGCUUAAAUUGCUUUUCUUAAUGGUUAUCAUGCUUAAAUGCUUUAAAGAUUGAUGUGCAUGAAUUAAGGGGGAGUUUGUUA